GCUUCAGUAGCCGCUCGUACGUCGACCGGAAAACUUUUCACGUUACGUCGUCCUUAGACGCGAAGCGCGCCAUCGUCGGCGAGGGAUCGCAGGGGGGCUCGCAACCCCUCGAUCGUUCGGUGUCGAUUCUUUUUUUUUUUCAUCCGUUUUCGAGAGUUCGAGCCGCGUCAGCUCGUAAUUCAUCGAAAACUGAGCGCGGACAAUCGUAAAAAAUUAAAAAAAAAAAAAAAAAUUGAAGAAACAGAGUCCAGGAAUAUAUAGUGCAGUGUGUCUCUCUGAAUCAAUGAAUCGUCUGCCGUCGACGGAUCUCGUUGGAGCCUGAAAGUGUCGAUAUGAAGGCAGAUCUGUGACGGAUGAAUGAGCGCGCGCGCGUGUAUAUGAGUGCGUAAUCGAGACGAGAGCAUAUCCAAGCAUCAUGCAAAGUGUCGCGGGAUACCGAGACGCGCGUUCUACCCUUUCCGCGACGCUUCUUUGCAUUCUUCUUGUCGCCGUUACCGACGUUCGAGGACUAAGCAAUGUGUCGAUUGACAUUCCAUUGGCAGUGGCAGCUGGUACAACAGUCAACAUGUCUUGCAAAUACGAUUUACAAUCGGAAGCCCUUUACACUGUCAAAUGGUACAAAGGUUCAGAAUUUUUUCGAUAUGUCCCUAAAGAAAUGCCACCGAUCGCAGUAUUUGGAGAUCUCGGAACAAAAGUCUUGAUAAAUCAAAGCGACGCGCAUCAAUAGUCCUACAGGAUGUUACAACCCAAUCAUACUGGAAAA
Messenger RNA from Nylanderia fulva, 763 nucleotides. NCBI's taxonomy places the organism in Eukaryota, Metazoa, Arthropoda, Insecta, Hymenoptera, Formicidae. The record is from RefSeq and is a predicted model, not a curated record.